Glossina fuscipes is the source of this 1953-nucleotide messenger RNA. Its product is annotated as nose resistant to fluoxetine protein 6-like. The transcript is spliced from 11 exons. Gene Ontology annotation, molecular function: acyltransferase activity, transferring groups other than amino-acyl groups. The record is from RefSeq and is a predicted model, not a curated record. NCBI's taxonomy places the organism in Eukaryota, Metazoa, Arthropoda, Insecta, Diptera, Glossinidae. Bases 1 to 1953 code for a protein of 650 amino acids.
AUGCCACCAAUAUAUCAAUUCGAUGAUUAUGACAAAUGCUUGUCAAUCAAUCCGUCCGCUUAUUGUGUAGUUUAUGCAGAGAUUGAACCAAAUCAUUCUUCGCAGCUAUGGAAUCAAAUCGAUAUUUAUUCAAAGGAUAUUAACCGUCAUUUCCGUCACGAUCGUUUACAUUUUGGCGUUUGUGUAGAACGUUGUAAAAGUUUAUUGGAAUCAUUAACGGUCUUUGAGCGACAGCAACUUUAUGAUAGAAGAAUUGGGAAAAAUGAGAUAACAGAAUUCCAAGCUGCACUUUUUAAGGACGAGACUCCAAGAUAUUCAGCCUUUCAAGAAAUGUUGGGAAAAUGUUUGAAUUAUGAUUUUACAAUCAAAUACAAUCUAACGUUAAAAACGAAUAUUGAUUACUGUGAUAGCAAUGAAUUGCCUCAAAAAACAGAUACUUUUGAUAUAGUGGUUUAUAGUAUCUUAGCCAGUUUUGCUUUUGUCAAUGUAUUGUCCUCAUUAUAUGAUUAUUAUUUGCGAUGUCAACAGCCUCAUUAUAAACAAACUUAUGGAUUCUAUGAAACAGAACAUAGCAAUUCAGUUCAUCGUUUGUUAACGUCAUUCUCCAUUUACCGCAACUAUUAUCGUCUAAUGGCUCCAAUAACCAUUUCAAGCAACAAACGUUUACGAUUUUUAAACGGUUAUCGUGCUUUGUUUGUUAUCCUGAAUCUUUUCGGUCACUGUGUUAUGUUCUACACUGGUGUUCAUAUUGAGAAUACACAAUUUUUCGAAGAUUACUUUCAUAAUCCUGUGGUGGCCAUUUUCCAAAAUGGUCCAGUCAUUACUCAAGUAUUCUUUCUUUUAUGCGGUUUCGUAUUGAAAAUGAAAUUUAAUGAGUUUCGUCCAAUAACUCCUGAAGUCACUUACAAAAGAUGUUUUGGAAUUUUCGUCAAAAUUUUAACUCUUCGCUAUUUACGACUGAUUCCAUCGUUGGUAAUUGUUAUGCUAUUUAAUGCUUCUGUAUUACAAUACCUGGGCGAUGGACCAUUUUGGAGACACAUGAUUGAACCGGAACGCGUUUUUUGUCGGGAAAGAUGGUGGCACAAUGUAUUAAUGAUAAAUAAUUAUUUCACUCAUAAACCUUGUUCUCUUCACACUUGGUUUUUGGCAGCUGAUAUGCAGUUAACGGUACUAUUUUUAUUGGUUUUAAUAUUAAUAUCAAAAUUCCCAAAACUGAAGAUAUUAUCCCUUAUAAUGCUAACAAUUAUAUCUGUAGCUAUAACGGCUGCCGUAACCUAUAUCCUAAAAUUGGAAACUUUUAUUUAUUUCAAACCUGAAUCGUUUCGGUUUUUAUUUUUCCUUAAUAUUGAAGAAUUUUAUCAAAGCUAUGUGCCUUUCUAUACUAAUAUGGGCGGUUAUAUUAUUGGUUUCAUAUUAGCCGAUAUAUAUGCAAAUUGUAAAGACAGCGACAGCUUAAACAAAUGGAUUCAAUUAGGUUUUUGGCUCGCAUUCCCGGCGGGAUUUGGCUUUCUAUUUAGUAGAUUAUUUUUUAUAGACAGCGACAUUGAAAGACCAUCGUUAUGGCUCGCUUUAUAUGCUGGCUUAUAUCGUAAAGUUUUCAUUGCGAUCGCCAUGUGGGCUAUAUGGGCCAUGUUCUAUAAAGCGGGAUUCAUUUUGUAUCACUUCGCAAACACGCCCUUCGUACGCACAUUGGGUAGAAUGUCAUUUCAAAUAUAUUUAUGGCAUUUUUCCGUUAUUCGAGUUGUAAUUGGUUCUCAUCGUCAGCCAGUGUUCCUUAGUGAGUCAUUUAUGUUCUUUCAAAUAAUUGUUGUUUUCGUAAUAACGAGUCUGACGGCAUUUGCGAUGACCAUAAUACUCGAAUUUCCGAUGGCAAACGUAAUUAAAUGUAUUUCCGGAAAUGGAAACUUGCAGCCCACCAAAGGGAAAGAGACUGAAAAUAAUUAUCAGCCAUGA